This is a messenger RNA of Neoarthrinium moseri, 468 nucleotides long. RefSeq lists its product as uncharacterized. The record is from RefSeq and is a predicted model, not a curated record. The transcript has a single exon. The coding region runs from base 1 to 468 and encodes 155 amino acids. NCBI's taxonomy places the organism in Eukaryota, Fungi, Ascomycota, Sordariomycetes, Amphisphaeriales, Apiosporaceae.
AUGGCGCGACUGGCCAAAUGCAAAGCCAAUGCCGCACCUGCCCUCCCUCCUACUCACAGCAAUACCCUUGUACCUUCCUCUGUACCCAAACUGCCCCGGACCACCGCCUACAUUCUGCCACCGCCUGAGGGGCCCCACUCCCAGGAAGUACAAAAUCCGGUGACCCUCCAGCCUUAUUUGCCCUUUUCUUCUUUUCUCCUCAAACUUACCUUGAGGGGGAGUGGGACGCUCAAGCAGAUCCCGCUCCAGGACGGAUCCGCCUGCAUUGCACAUCGCGGCGCGGGCUGUCCUCUGGUCGGGCCUUGUGCUUUCCCAGACCUUGAAAUUUUUGAUUGCCAGAUUUUCAUUGUGUUCACCACCGCGCGUGGUGUCAUGAGGAAGAGGUUCACGAUGGCGUGGUGGUUGAUGCUGCCCAUGGUUGCCAUGGUGAGUGUGAGACUCAGUUUCACGUACUACGGAAUAGCCUAA